AUGGCGGCGCAUAUUUCUCGCGCAUUCCUCCUCUCGACCGGUUCAAGCUCAGCACCUUUUCUUUAUCAGACCCGCACCCUUGCGCCGUUAUCACGAUCGCUAUGUCAUCCGUUCACUCGGCUUCAACGUCAAUACUCGGCGAACAAUGUUCCCGGGAACGAUGAUGGAGACAAACCUGGCUCAGCAAAUGAACACGAUGCCAGCUCGGAAAUUCCCUCUAAGGCGACAUCAAGCCUGACGCCAAACAAUCGUCCUGCACCUCGGCGAAGUUUUCUGCGCCGGCGUGCCGAAUCGGCCACCCCGAAUCCCGAACCCAAAAAGCCAGCAACCCCGUCGCGCCCUCUCCAAACGAUUACUCACGCGGAAAAAAUGAUAUUUGCGGAUUUGAUCGGACAACUCAAGCAUGAAAAGCCAGCGCCGACCCCUGCGAAACAGAAACAGUCGCAGGCAUCUUCCCGCCGACCCAAGCCGAACAAUGUCAAUGAUUUGAUUGCGAUGUUUGAUUCUCUGUUGGACAAAAAGGAAAAAGAGAAGGAGAAGAAAAAGAAGCCCGAGAAAUCUGGAGCUACCACCCGCGGAGAUGCUCGGAAAGAGUUCUCUGGUAUAUCGGGAGGUUCGGAGAAGAUUCUCCUCAGUGACCUCGGCUUCUUAGAGCUAGGCUCUGGAUCUGGCGAGAAUUUUGAGAUCACUCUGAGCGAUGCUGUUGAUAUGGUCGUGCAACGCGAGUCGGCGAGGAUUGAACAUGAACUUUUCGGGGCAAUUGAAGAGGGUAGAGGUGAUAUGGGAUUAUGGGAGGAGUGCCAGGAGCACAUUUUCGGCAUGCUGCAACAUCUGGAGGAGCCGACCUUAGCAGACGUGGAUGCUGGAAGUGCGAACAAUUCCACGCCUUCCACGACGGGCGGAUCAGAGGACUUGAAGCCCUCUUCUGGUCCUCUCAACAUUCCCGCUCUAGUACCCGUCACUCCGGUGCUUGCAAAGCUAUACCCAAACACCCUACUCGUCGCUUUCCGUCUCCUGAAUACCCAUUUCCCGGAAUCACAGCUCAUCGGUCAAUUCCGCUCCUUAAUCAAAUUCCAGGGCCGCACAUCCUCCGUCCUCGGAACAUCUGCUGCGCUCUGCGAUGAGAUGAUCUACUUCUACUGGCAUGGCUGCAACGAUCUCCCAGCCGUGAUAUCAUUCCUGCAUGACAUGGAUCUCCACGGCAUCGCUCCUAGCUCUAAAUCCCGCAGACUUCUAAAGGAUAUUGUCCGCCAGCGCUUCCGUGACUUGGACCCGGUACGCAAUUCUAAUACUGGCAUGGACUCUUUCUGGAACCUGCCGCCGAACCAAAAGGCUUUCCGGGCCCUUGCUGGGCCUGGUGGCUGGUUGGAUAGGCUGGAUGAGCAAGCUCGGCACAGGAGUCCAGUUCCGUUUACGCGUGUGUGA
Messenger RNA from Penicillium cinerascens, 1425 nucleotides. RefSeq lists its product as uncharacterized. The record is from RefSeq and is a predicted model, not a curated record. The coding region runs from base 1 to 1425 and encodes 474 amino acids. Gene Ontology annotation, cellular component: mitochondrion. The transcript has a single exon. Lineage: Eukaryota; Fungi; Ascomycota; Eurotiomycetes; Eurotiales; Aspergillaceae.